This is a messenger RNA of Ctenopharyngodon idella (grass carp), 7020 nucleotides long. Its product is annotated as latent-transforming growth factor beta-binding protein 4. Gene Ontology annotation, molecular function: calcium ion binding. The record is from RefSeq and is a predicted model, not a curated record. The coding region runs from base 146 to 6391 and encodes 2081 amino acids. Lineage: Eukaryota; Metazoa; Chordata; Actinopteri; Cypriniformes; Xenocyprididae. The transcript is spliced from 40 exons.
GCAGCAGCGCGUCUAGAUGGAGAGAAUCAGUUCACCGUUACAAUGAAUGAGGGCCAUCAGCGUUGACGCAUCAUAUUUACUGACUUUCAGAGCAAAAACGACUUUGGAAAACGCAUCAAUUGCAGCUCGCUAGGUCGGAAUAACGAUGUCAGAACUAUGGAGGUUGUCAUUUUGCAUGUCAUUUCUUUCCCUGGCGAUCGCAAACUCCUCAUCAGUCAGUCAUCAGAUGCCUCAUGAUCUCAUCCAUCCUCCACAAAGCAAGAGCAAACCACAGAGACACCAAAAUCACACCAACUCAACGAGAAUACAGAUAGAUUUAAAAGGGCCCAAUGUUUGUGGCACCAGGUGCUGUUAUUCAUGGCUAGUCAACCCCAAGACCAAGCAGUGCACAAAACCAAGAUGUCACCCACGCUGCCAUAAUAAAGCAGUCUGUCGCCGGCAGAACAUCUGUCAGUGUCGUCCUGGGUUCCACGGCCAUCGCUGUGAACAUGUUAAUGUCAACCCGACCCCGAGCACCUGGUUUGAGACACAGCCUGGUCCCAUCUUACACUCAACCGCUGCCAUGGCAACAGUUACCAUGGCAAUGCCUGUAUCCACCACCAUCCACCCCAACAUCUCCACAUCUGCCUCCAACCCAGAUGCAAGAAUGACAUACUCAUUACGCUGGCAACCGCCCAGUUUAAAAGAGGCCCAGUCAGUCCUGUUGAAGAGAGCGCUGUCCAAUGCAACAGGUGGAGAGAAGAUCACAAGCGUUAUACUGAAAUACAUUGAGUCCGAGCGAAGCAGACUGGAGUCUUCAUCCUCUACUGAAGCAACCAAACUCUCCAGCACCAAAACCUUCCACACUCAACGCGGCCAGUACACACUCGUUUACACAGCAGCUGUCGCUCAGCCUUCUUCAUCUGACCAGCGCUCCACAUUCGUCCGCGGGGGUUCGGAGCGGAUCAAAGUGCUCUUCACCCCCACCAUCUGCAGGCUGCGCUGCACGCAGGGACACUGCACCAACUACUGUGAGCGCGGAAAUGUCACCACUAUCUACAACAGUGAGCAGGGAGGACAGACGCCGCCUGGAUCCGGCUUCAGAGUGUUCGUGUGUCCGAUGUUGUGUAAGAACGGAGGAGUGUGUGUACAGAAGGAUCAGUGUCUCUGCCCACCCAACUUCACUGGGAAGUUCUGUCACAUCCCCGUCCACCCCGCCGCCUCCAUCACCAAUGAUAUUGAGAAACCACCGGCAAGUGCUGUGGAUUCAGCCAAUCAGCCGAUGACGUCUGAGUACAUACUGCCUCUGCAGACGCCUGAGCAGAUCAACACCAAUGCCUCCCCCAUGGUGAAGGUGCGAGUCCAGCACCCUCCAGAGGCCAGUGUGAAAAUCCAUCAGGUGCUGAAGGUGGGUUACGGCCCCACGGUGCAUGAGCACUCGGAAACGGUCACCUGGUCCGCGGGGCUUUCGGGUGGCCAUCGUCGCCAGCUGCCGAGAGAGGGAGCGGAGGCGCCGCCACCACGGAUACAAGCCCAGACCAUACGUGGGGAUUCAGUCUACACGGAGUCAUCCGGCUUCAAAUACUGCUUCAGAGAAGUCCGCAAUGGACAGUGCAGUUCUCCUUUACCUGGUCUGCGCAGUCAGGAUAUGUGCUGCAGGGGUGUUGGGAAGGCCUGGGGAAUCAACGAGUGCACGCUCUGCCCAGCGCUCUUAGGAAACACUGUUAAUGGACAGGGGAGCUGCCCGAAAGGCUUCGAGAGGGUCAACAGGACGCAGUGUGUGGAUAUUAACGAGUGUUUGCAGCCGGGUUUCUGUGAAAACGGGAACUGUGUAAACACCCGAGGGAGCUACAGUUGCAUCUGCAAAGAGGGCUACUUAUUGGACGCCUCUCAUGGGAUCUGCAUCUCGCAGAAGGUGAUCUCGGAGGAGAAGGACCAGUGUUUCCGUAUCCUGAACCAGGGCUCCUGCUCUCUUCCCAUCCUGAGGAACAUCACCAAACAGAUCUGCUGCUGCAGUCGAGUGGGAAAAGCCUGGGGGAAGAAGUGUGAGUUAUGCCCUUUCUUUGGCUCAGCUGCCUUCAAAGAGAUCUGUCCUGCUGGACCGGGCUACCAUUAUUCAGCUUCAGCUGUUAAGUUUAACCAAAGACUAGCUGAGAUGCUUGACACCGGCGGGCCGCCCUUGGUUUCCGAAAAUGCCCGCACAUCCACACAGGGUGUAGUAUCCCAACCUGAAAGCUCCAGGACGCACUCAACAAGCUCUAGAAUCCAACAACCGACUAACACGCAAACCAUCAGAGUCCAACAACCUUCGAUCUCUCUAUCUACAAGACCACAGCAGCCUGACGCCAAUCCACAGACCGGUUCGUUUAUCAUUAUAACUCAACCAAAUCCAAACCUGUCAACAGGCGGCGGCUCUCAAACCACAAAUGCCAGACCUCAGCAGCCUUCCAGUGUCCGUCCUGGGAGCGCCGCCACAGGAAGCAACCAGCCGGUCAGAGUGAUUACGCCUGUUGUCCGGACGCAAACCAGCCGGCCCUCGAUUAACAGACAGCCAAUAUCUCCAGUCAGACCUCCGCCUGUGCCGGCUACAGCCCGACCACUGCCAACUAGACAAGAUGCCCGAGUGUGUGAAUCGCGUCCUCAGGUGUGCGGGUCGGGUCGCUGUAUUGACCUGCCCGGCGGCAGACACACGUGUGCGUGUAACAUUGGAUAUAUACUCAAUCCUCAGCAGGGCCACUGCCAAGACAUAAACGAGUGUCUGUUGACGCCCAGGCCGUGCUCUGUGGGACAGUGUGAGAAUACGGCGGGCAGCUUCCGUUGUGUGUGUCCAUCGGGAUACCAGACCAACUCCCAGCAGACCCUGUGUGUCGAUUUUGAUGAGUGCCGUCAGGUGCCCAAUCCCUGUAUUAACGGCCGCUGUGAAAACACACUGGGCAGCUUCAGGUGUGUGUGCAGAACUGGAUACAAGCUACAGGAGAACAGCUGCAUAGACAUAGAUGAGUGUGUUGACCCGCUCCGGUGUCCGGGUCAGGAGUGUGUGAACUCUCAGGGCUCGUAUAGGUGUGUUUCCUGUAGGCCUGGCUUUGAUCUGCUCAAUGGACAAUGCUCAGAUAUUGAUGAAUGUCGUCGGUCCCCGUGUCCCGACGGCCGCUGUGAAAACACACCAGGCAGCUACAGAUGCACGUGUCGAACCGGAUACAGAUUGCAGGCCAACACCUGUGUGGAUGUGAAUGAGUGUGAGAACCCAUUGCAGUGCCCCGGACAGGAGUGUGUGAACUCUCAGGGAUCGUAUAGGUGUGUGUCAUGCAGACCUGGAUUUGGCUUUAAAAAUGGAGCAUGCUCAGAUAUUGACGAAUGCCGUCAGACGCCUUCUCCUUGCUCGAAUGGACUGUGUGAAAACACACUUGGCAGCUUCAGGUGUGUGUGCAGAACUGGGUACAGACUGCAGGGCGGCACCUGCACAGAUGUGAAUGAGUGUGAAGAUCCAUUACAGUGUCCUGGACAGGAGUGUGUGAACUCUCAGGGAUCGUAUAGGUGUGUUUCCUGCAGGCCUGGAUUUAGCCUUAAAAAUGGAGCAUGCUCAGAUAUUGACGAGUGUCGUCAGACUCCUGAGCUGUGUGUUAACGGCCGGUGUGAGAAUAACGUGGGAAGUUACAGCUGUUUGUGUCGCCCUGGAUUCAGACUGGAGGGAAACAUCUGCAAAGAUGUGAACGAAUGUGAAAAUGAGCUUCAGUGCCCAGGAAAAGAGUGCGUGAACUCGGUUGGUUCCUUCAAGUGUGUCUCCUGUCAGCCGGGCUUUGAGCUUCAUGAUGGACGCUGCCAAGACAUAGACGAAUGUAGUCAAAACCCGACACGCUGCACUAACGGCCAAUGUAAAAACACUCCCGGCAGCUUCAGAUGUGUGUGCGCCGUGGGCUUCCAGCUACAGGACGGCGCUUGCACGGACAUUGACGAGUGUUUGGACCCACUGCAGUGUCCCGGUCAGCAGUGCCUGAAUUCUCCGGGCUCGUACAAGUGUGUCCCCUGCAGAGACGGGCACAGCAUGCAGAACGGACGCUGCACAGACAUUGACGAAUGUGAGAGUCCUCACAUGUGUGGGCCGCAGAGCGCGUGUGUGAACACGGACGGGUCGUAUCGCUGCGACUGCUUACCAGGAUACAGAGCAGCUGGUCCGCGACGCCAGUGUCGAGACAUUAACGAGUGUCUGGAAGGAGAUUUCUGCUUCCCGCGCGGAGAGUGUAUGAACACAGAAGGCUCGUUUAAGUGCGUUUGCGCACUAGGCUACAAGAGCACCGUUAACGGGACGUCCUGCCAAGAUGUGGACGAGUGCACUCAAGAGGGAGUUUGCCAGGACGGCCGCUGCAGCAACACCGAGGGAUCGUUUCUGUGCCACUGCCAAACCGGCUUCACCACCAACCCAGAGAGAACAGCCUGCCUGGAUGUGAACGAGUGUUUGGACUCAGAGGGGGUUUUGUGUGGAUCGCAGCGCUGUGAGAACACCAUUGGCUCUUUCCGCUGUGUGGCGUCCUGCGAGCCUGGAUACCACAUCACAGCCACAGGAGAGUGUGUGGACAUCAACGAGUGUGCCAAUGAGACGGUGUGUGGACUCCACGCCUUCUGCCAGAAUCUGAUUGGCACGUAUCAGUGUUUGUGCGACCAGGGAUACGAGUCCACAGGCGAUGGACAGAUGUGUGUGGACAUAAACGAGUGUGAGACGAUGCAGGGUGUUUGCGGAUCUGCACACUGCUGGAAUGUCGAGGGAUCGUUCACGUGCGAGUGUGAGAACGGACAGGAGGAAUUUGACCCGCUCACAAGGCAGUGUGUGAACAGAGAGAGCGCAGGUCGACUGAGCCUGUCCGGCGGAGCUUCCUCUUCCUCAUCCGGCCGUGGUUCUGGUGGGUCCUCUGGGUCGGUGUCUGGCUCUCUGCCGCAAACUCGGCCCGGAGAAAUAAAAGAGUGUUACUACGGCGUAUCCGAGCCGUACUCGUGCAAGAUCUUGUCUCAAAACACGACGCUGCAGGAGUGCUGCUGUACGGCCGGACAGGGCUGGGGCCUCCUGUGUCAGUAUGACAUCUGCCCCGAAGCUGGAACAGCCGAAUUCCAGACGUUGUGUCCCAGCGGAAGAGGGUACGUUACCAUGGAAACGGGAGCAUUCAGCUACAAGGAUGUGGAUGAGUGUAAGCUGUUUUAUCCGGAGGUGUGUAAAGGCGGUGUGUGUGUCAACAACAUUCCCGGCUACGCCUGUUACUGUUCCAGCGGAUUCUACUACGACACGGAUCUGCUGGAGUGCAUCGAUAAUGAUGAAUGUCAAAGUGAGGAUACCUGUACAGGUGGUUUGUGUGUAAAUACACUGGGAACGUUUUACUGUACGUGUGAGUCUCCUCUAGUGUUGGAUGACACGCAGCGCAACUGCGUCAAUGCAAGUGGACUCACUGAGGAUGAGAACUUAAACUUCUGUUGGCGUCACGUCACAGCUAGUCUGGUGUGUCAGAGUCCUUUGUUAGGAACUCAGCUGACCUUUACUGAGUGCUGUUGUAUGUUUGGUGAGGCUUGGGGUCUGCAGUGUGCCCUCUGCCCCCGCAGAGAUGAAGAGGCCUAUGAGGCUCUGUGUAAUGAGCUGGGUCCUCCGCCUUACUCUCCUCGUUAUUAUGAGCGCUUCAGCCCGGGGCCUCUACCUGGGAGAGGAGGAUACCUCCCACCUUACGGCCCCCCUGUGUACCCCGAAUCCCAGCCGGGACGUCCAGACUAUGUGCCAACUGAUUAUGAUGACUACAGCCCUGUAGGAGCAGGUGGAAGGAGGUCCGGCCUGAGAGGAAGACCGCCCAGUUCAUACGGGCUCCCAGACGACCCCUACAGGCAGCCAGCCACAGGUAGAAGUCGUUACUAUGAGGAGGACGAUUAUGAAACGGCUCCCGGCCCUCCCUUCGGUAUCCCGGAUCCUCGCGGUGAGCGGACGUUUGAUGCACGACCCCUGCCGCCCCGUCCAGACGGGCUUCCGCUGAGUUUGGCCCCUCUUCCGGAAAACUCCCCGUAUAGCGAGGGUGAGGAGGGGGAGUCAUGGAGAGCCCUGCCCCCAUUCCCAAUGUAUCCUGACAGACGGGAGGGACCACGAAGAGUCUAUGAGCGGAGAUACGAAUCAUACGGGAGUCUGAGUUCAGAGGAGUGUGGCAUUGUCCAUGGUUGUGAAAAUGGCCGCUGUAUCCGCGUUGAGGAAGGUUACACCUGCGACUGUUACGACGGCUAUCAGCUCGACAUCACUACCAUGAUGUGCAUAGAUGUGGAUGAGUGUGAAGAAGAAGACACACUCGACUGCAUUAACGCUCGCUGUGUGAACACGGAGGGCUCGUACAGGUGCGUGUGUCUCAGGGGUUUCAUCAUGUCCCGAAGACCCAACCACUGCAUCCAUGCUUGAUCAAAGUGUAAAAGCUGGACUCCAACAAUUUAGAGACUUAGAGACUUUUUCCGCCACAUUGCUGUAAAUUGUUUAUUUUAUGACUUUAUUUACAAUACUUGUGUGCCUAUCCAAAAGUCUAAUGCUGAAGCUUUACACACCACACACAUGACUAAAUAAUGUUGUACUAAAAAGAAAAACGAUAUGUUAAAUGUACAUGAUCUUUUUCAUUGUUUGGACUCAGAACGCAGGCCAGAUGAGCUUGAAUGUCUGUCAUAAAGAUCCACGAAAUCACAUAAACUAAUGCUUUUUUUAUUCAGAGUUCAUAUUUAUAUAUCCAUACCAAUGAAGGCAACUCCAUGUAUACUAUAUAUAAAUAUAUUUACAUGAAUUAUUUUUUGUCAUAUAACUGUCCGAGAAUCUCACCAUGUUAUUAUUUGAUACUGUAAAAUCUCUUUUUCUGUUUUCUUUCGUCUGUCACGUAACAAAAUGCACUGUAUCUGUGGGGGAAAUGCAGUUCUGUGAGUUUUUACACAACUGCUAUUGUACAGUUUUAAGACAUCUCAGAUGUUUGUUACAUAUUUUUAUGUGUACGUUUUUGAUAUCUUCUCUGACGAAGCUGUUUGAAAAUAUAUUUGCACACAUUCCUA